GAAUUUAUCUGCAUUACAAGGAAAUGUCUCCAGCAUCCAGGUCUAAGUCCAAGGACAAAAAAGCCGGGAAAGAAACAUCAAAGGCUUCUUUAAAAUCAUCGGGAUCUGCUAUUGCAGGUAGUAGUACAGCCAGUGCAUACAAUCCAAUAUCAGGAACAUUUCAUACCUUUGAGUCAGUUCCAGCUAACUCUGGAUCAGUCCUUCAUAGUAAUGGUCGUUUCAGAAACAUAGAUGAAACAGACGAGCAUGUAGGAGGCUCCCUUGUAUCAGGGGUUGAGUAUGACUCUGUUUCUAACAAUGGUAGCUGGUCUGGUGAGUCAGAAGAGCACAAAGAGAAAACAUCUAAUCCUGUCCGACAGGAAACAAUGCCAGGAGCUGACAAUGAGAAGAGAGAAAAAAUCCGCCAGAAAAAUGAGAAGAAGCAUCAACGUCAGAAGGAGAGGCGAGCUCAGGAAUUACAGGAGCGAUGUAGUGGCUAUCUCAUGUCGAGAAAGCUUGAAGCAUUGGCUCAACAGCUUGUGGCAAUGGGAUUUUCUCAUGAACGUUCAACAAUGGCUCUUAUCAUGAAUGAAGGCAAAGUAGAACAGUCUGUUGCAUGGCUGUUUGAAGGGAGUGAAGAAGCAGAAAAGAACAAGGACCUGAAUCCUGGUGGGGGUAAUUUGAAAAUUGACAUAUCUGAAGAACUUGCUCGGAUUGAAGAUAUGGAAAUGAGGUACCAGUAUACAAAGCAGGAAGUUCAAAGAGCUGUUGUUGCUGCAGAGGGAAAUCUAGAAAAAGCAGCAGAAACCUUGAGGGCAAUGAAGGAGGAGACACCAUCAAAGCCUGAAGAGACUGGUGAUCCUCCUACUAGUGAUAGUGGUGUACUUUCAGUUGGUUCUAGUCACAACUUGGAAGUAAGGUCACAAUUAAAAUCCAAUCCACCUCCUACUAUACAACAGCAUAGGGAUGAAAAGGAUUUCAACUACACAAAAGCAGCUGUUACAGUUGGAGUAUCUUCCCAAUCCAAUGGUAAAAAUGUUCCAGCCCUGAAGAGAAUUGAACCAAAACUUGAGCGGGCAAAACUUCAAAAUACUGUAGUGCCUACUGAGAAAAGAUGGACAACUGCAGGAUCUAAUUCUUCCAAUUCCUAUUCCUUGGCAUCACCUUUGCAAGCAUCACCUCCACCAGCCAAGGCAGAAACUCAGUAUAUACCCAUUGGAACUGAAAUCAAGAUCCCAUCAACUAUUAGGGAACCAGUUAUGAUGAUGCAGCGACCCCAAUCUUUGACUGCAAAGCAUGUUCCUGCUACAAGCGUGAGUUCAUCUGCUGCAAAAACCACUGCAGCUUGGUAUCCUACAAAUAGUGUUGAAAUUAUGAAAUCCAAUGGGUUUAUGAGCCACAUCCCUAGUUCAACUCAUAGUACAAGCACUAUUAGCUCCAAUCAGAUGUAUCACCAGCUUCACUAUCCAGAACAGCAAUACUUCAUACCUAACAGCAGUUCAGAGGAGUCUCUUGGAAAUAUUUAUGGAAAUACUUCGUGGAGUAGGUCAGGUUCUGCACCCAUAAUUUCUGCUGCAUCGUCCCUAGGGCUUUUCUCAGGGUUGGGAUCAACUGGUUCAUCUGGGUCCUCUCCAAUUGACUGGAGCACUACUGGCUCGUUGGCACAAUUUGAUUAUACAAAUAUCGACUGGAGUUUGAAUCGAGGCAUACCCUCACCAAGACCUGGUGGAUUGUGGCCAGGGAUAACAUCAUCGGUUAAGAACUCACAUAUAUAUGAUUCAAAUACUAAUCCUGUGAGUGCUAAGCCUACAAUGAGAUUGACUCCAGCCAACGGGAAUGCCCUUAUUCCGGGAUCGAAGGAUGGCAUAGGGUCUAAUGGUGAUUCAUCAGCUGCCAGUUCUAGGGAGUGGACUUCACCAUUUGAAGAGAAAGAUCUUUUUAGCUUACCUAGACAGUUUGUUUCUUCUCCUUCUCUGUAGAGUGGGAGAAAAAAUUUAAUGAAUAAAUUGAAGUUAAAAAAAAAAAAAACAAAAAAGUGUUUGGAUUUGAUUUUGAUUGCUGGUUCUUCCUAUGAUGCUGUUGUGUUGAUUGUUGGUAAAUAUAUUCAGUGAAAAAGCAUCCAGAAGUCCUUGAUUAAUUUAUCAUCA
Mangifera indica (mango) is the source of this 2126-nucleotide messenger RNA. RefSeq lists its product as uncharacterized. The record is from RefSeq and is a predicted model, not a curated record. Lineage: Eukaryota; Viridiplantae; Streptophyta; Magnoliopsida; Sapindales; Anacardiaceae. Gene Ontology annotation, molecular function: protein binding.